AUGGAUCAUUUCAAAGAAAAAUUCAGAUAUUAUAAUUCCCUAGCCGACAAAGAAUUAGCAAAAUAUCCACAAGUAAAUAAGUUGGAACAAACAACUGGAGUUCCAAAAACUUACCUUGCAGCUGGCGUUUUAAGCAUUGUAUCUAUUUUGAUAUUUUUCAAUUUUUGGGGGGAAUUACUCUCUAACCUCAUCGGAUGGCUUUAUCCUGCUUAUGCUUCUUUCAAAGCCGUUGAAAGUGCAGAGAAAACCGACGAUACUCAAUGGUUAACUUAUUGGAGUGUAUUUGGAUUUGUUAAUAUGAUUGAAUUCUUUUCUGAUCUCAUUCUCCACUGGGAAUGGAAAUCUCAUGGUUAG
This is a messenger RNA of Entrophospora sp. SA101, 354 nucleotides long. NCBI's taxonomy places the organism in Eukaryota, Fungi, Glomeromycota, Glomeromycetes, Entrophosporales, Entrophosporaceae. The record is from the annotation of a GenBank genome assembly.